AUAUAUGUGCAAUUCCAGUCGGCUUUAUCUUCAGCCAUGUUGGUGGAUCUUGUUUCAGUGAUCAGGGCCAACAGGCAUCUAAUCAUCACAACCGAAACUAAUUUAAUUUAUUGUUCUAAGCUAAUCUACAUUAGUUGCAUGUGGAUUGUGUCUAAGCUAGAUGAAGCAGCAGGAAACAAAUUUGUCAGAGAACUGAAUUAAGUAACUAAUCACUUGAUUAUAAUAACAAAACUAUGGGGAGGGAUGUAUAUUCUAAUAGCCUCAAAUAUUGCAUUAAUUAAUAAUGGAGAUUUGCACGUUUCACAUCCUGAGAUUUCUUGUCUGAGGUAAUGGGAAGCAUGUUACUCGGGCUUCUCAAAUUAUAAUCAAUCUUGAUGUGCGACAAUUAUGGAAGCUAUGGCAGUAUGGUCGGAAGACUCGCUACAUUACAGCUAAUGCAAUUCUUCAGCAACAUGAUACGCAUUUGCUUCUUCCUGAUCUAUAUAUAAUUAGGUCAGAGUAGUUAGUUUCAACAGCUUCUCCCUAAACCAAUUGUAAAUCAACAUCAGUGAAAGGCUUCCUCUCUGCAAACCAAGACAAUGGCUGCCUUAAUUGGUUCCUCUAAAGCUACCUGCCAUGUCCGUUCUAUCAGCUUGCCCGCAAGAUCUCACCCUCUUACUCUAAGUGUCGAGGGACAUUUGGACAGAUUGAGAUUAUCUCAAGAAACAGCAGCAUCGCCUUGCAACAGAUUGAGCGGCCUCAAAGAUUUGUACGAUUCCGUCGAAGAUUUGCUUCAAUUACCUCUAACUCAAAAAGAUCUCACCAAUGAACAACAUCGCAAAUCAGUAGAUGAGGUGUUGGAUGGAUCUCUCAAGUUGGUAGACUUGUGCAGCACUACCAGAGAUAUUUUCUCACAAAUGAAAGAAUGCCUCAAGGAGCUUGAAUCAUCCCUCCGAAGGAGAAAAGGCGGGGAAUCUGGCCUGCCAAGUGAAUUUCAAACAUAUAUUGCCUCAAGAAAGAAACUUAACAGAGCAGUCGGCAAAUGUUUCAGAAAUUUAAAGACUGAAAAGAAGAAUCACAAAGAUUCCAAUUCAGUGGCUGUACUUGCAUUGCUAAGAAAAGUAGAAAAAAUUAGCGUGGCAGUUUUCGAGUCUGUCUUAUGUAUGAUCUCUGAGCCAAAGACAAGAUUGGGGGCCACUGGCUGGUCAGUUGUGUCGAAGUUGCUCCAAUCCAAACGUGUGUCAAGCGAAGAAACUGAUACCAAGGAAGUGAAAAAGAUGGAUGAAGAAUUGCUGGGCCUGAAGUCGAGCAAAAACGUCAAUAGUGUACAAUUGCAGAAUGUAAUGAACGGAUUAAAGUCAUUAGAAUCAACCGUUCAAGAAGUAGAGGAGGAAUUGGAAUGUGUCUACAGGCAAUUACUGAAAGCUAGAGUUGCCAUUCUCAACAUGGUCAACCACUAGCCCUAAAUCUACUAAUGAUUUGUAAAUAUGCAAACCACAACUGUAUCAAGAAAUCGUUAUAAAAAUAUAUACCAUAGCUUACAC
Messenger RNA from Ricinus communis (castor bean), 1523 nucleotides. RefSeq lists its product as uncharacterized. NCBI's taxonomy places the organism in Eukaryota, Viridiplantae, Streptophyta, Magnoliopsida, Malpighiales, Euphorbiaceae. The record is from RefSeq and is a predicted model, not a curated record. The transcript has a single exon. Bases 579 to 1439 code for a protein of 286 amino acids. Gene Ontology annotation, biological process: shoot system development; root development.